UCCGAGGAGCAUUCUGGCUCACCGGUUAAUACAGAACUUGUUUCUUCCGACCGACGAGGUCAUGGCGAUGCGUCAACCAAGCAUGCAAUCUGAGGAUGAACCUCCACCAUCCAAGAUCUUUCCCAUCGAGCUGUUUGCUUGUUGCCCAUCAGCGAUUAAAGUCUUGAUUCCUGGAACCUGGAUGAAGAUACAGGACUGCACACACUUGAUUCUCGUGGUGGGCACUUUGGCCUGCAUUGUGGAGAUGGUGCGGACCAUUGCCAAGCUGAUCAGUGCAAAAUGUUUGGAAUAUGGAUGCGUUAAAGAGCUGCUUUCCAUCGUCUUCAUCGCCCCCUGUGUCUUCUACAUCCUGACCAUCAUCAACCAAUACGACGAUCGCUUGCAAGCGAAGCAACGCGCCGCCAAGAUGGAGAAGGAAAACUUGGCUCGGUCCUACAACGACCUCCUCUCCGACAUGGACGGCCUCCUCUCAAAGUCCGCCGAGUCCUCAGCGGGCCUUGCUGAGAGGACCUUCGAGUCCAAGAGACGCGAUUUCCAGCGAUUCCUGGAGAGGGUCAAGGAGCGAUACAAGGUCUAUGCAGGCACAAAGGAUGGGGAGCAGCUCCUGCGACAGUUCAAACGUUUCUGUUCCAACUGGCUCCAUGUCUUCCAGGAGUGCUCCAUCGAUCCAAUCAACUACCCCAAGAAGGUCAUUGCGCAGAAGGACCUGGAGGACUGCACCAGCAUUUCCGAGGUCGCAGAUCUGUGCUUGGAUCGGUUGAAGAAGACCGAGGUUAGGUUCAUCAGCACGCAGCGUGAUCAGGACGCACAACUGUUGAGGAAAAACAAGAACGAAUACCGCAGAAUGACCCAAACAGAACGUGCCAGCAGGUUGUUGGAGUUGCCAGCACCUUCAGUCUCAUCCCAGAGUUUGCCACAGGGGGGUCGCAAGCGGCGCCUUUCUUGGCUUCAGUUCGGUGGGCCUCGCCAGUUCUACAUCAGAAGCACACCAACCAAGGAUGCGUACCCAAAGGAGAUCCGCUGCGGUUGCGGCUCCAUGAUCAUCCUCUCCUUUGAACACGCCAAACUCUUGAUUGGAGUAUUUGCUGGUUUGUGUCUCAUGGCGUACGACAUCUUCGUUUUAGCCACAUCCAAAAAGCAGAGGCCAGAUAUGUUGAGCAAAUUCUGGGAGAUCACGGACCUUCUGGCUGCUGAGGUGUGUCUCAUUGUGAUGCUCUCCCGCUUCGAAGAGUUGGACAUCAUUCAGCAGUUGGAACGAGAAGUGAAGGAGCUGACACGGCAAAACGAACAAGUGGAGAAGCAGCGGGAAAAGAUGAAUGAGUUCUGGAGUAACGCCCAGCAGCUGACGGAACUCUGGCUGUAUCGCACCGUGCCGCGUUUGGAUUUGUACAAGGAAGUCCACAACCAGCUAGAAGACUCUGGCAAAGAGGAUCUGCUGAACCACAUGGCGGGUGCAAAUCAGCAGCUGGAGGAUCUGGAAAGACACCUGGGCGAGCUGAAGGAUUGGAAGCAAGACGGUCAGAUCUCGCCCGAAACGAAGAAGCAGGUGGGCAAGGCCAUCAACGAAAUCUCCAAGGAGAACGAGCUGGACAAGAUGCUCGAGAAAUUGGAAGAUGCUGUCUCCUCCAAGAUGAAGGCCCUGGGAAAUUGAGCGCCGGCGCUCUUCAGCUAAACCAGGCGACCCGGCUUCGAAAGGAUGG
Messenger RNA from Cladocopium goreaui, 1700 nucleotides. The record is from the annotation of a GenBank genome assembly. NCBI's taxonomy places the organism in Eukaryota, Dinophyceae, Suessiales, Symbiodiniaceae.